Callorhinchus milii (elephant shark) is the source of this 2377-nucleotide messenger RNA. RefSeq lists its product as uncharacterized. The record is from RefSeq and is a predicted model, not a curated record. Gene Ontology annotation, molecular function: protein binding. The coding region runs from base 276 to 1223 and encodes 315 amino acids. Lineage: Eukaryota; Metazoa; Chordata; Chondrichthyes; Chimaeriformes; Callorhinchidae. The transcript is spliced from 4 exons.
CACUCCCCGCCAUCUGUGUCAUCUGUCCCACCCGCUCCUUCCUUGACCCGCAUCUGACAGGGCAGCCGGCCCUCGGCGGCCAAAAGGGUUGACUGAGCUGGCGUCGCGAGGGGGACGUCAACGUGGGCCGAUUGGCUGCCGGGUUUCGCCCACAAAGCGUCGCAGCUGAUUCCCCGACCAGGGACCGCGGAGAGAGAGAGAGGCAGAGAGAGAGAGACAGAGAGAGACAGAGAGAGGAGCAGUCGGUGGUGAGGUGCCCUCAACGAGCCUCAGCAAUGUGGCCGUUACUGGUCUUGUUCUUUGUGCUGCCUUUGGAGAUCACCCCAAGCUUGACAUGCAACACAACAGUGACGGUGGACGCGAAAAACAUGGUUAAGUGCCCUCUGGAGUGUCUGAACUUUUACGAGACUUUCAUGAAAAAAAGAACUUAUCUCUCGGCGUCAAACUGUAACAUUUCCAAAGUGGUUGCCCUUAGCACCUUCUCGUCCCUGUUGCGUCUGGAUCUCUCCAAUAACAAAAUCAAAGAACUCCCUCAGGACUUUCUCACGCAUUUCCCAGCGCUCCAGGACCUCAACUUAGUUGGGAACCCAUUGGAGAGUCUUCCCACCAUGAGAUGCAACAUGACCGAAAUCAAAUAUAACUGCUCUUGUGCGCUGGUGAAGGACAUGCUGAAGCACUGCCUGAAGACAAUCGGCCACGAAUUAUCUUUCUGUUAUAACGGCAGUAAUCAGACACUCAUCAAAGAUUACUCCAAGGCCUCGUGUGGUACUUCUCUGCUGCCGGUCUUCAUUGGAGUCCCCCUGGCUCUCAUCGCCCUCCUGUUGGGGGUGGGGACAUAUUUCUUGGUCAGGUUCUACCGUUCCAAACAGGGUUCCGUGCAGACCUCGCCCCCUGGGAAUAAGCGUCAGUCUGUCUCCUCCGCCGACCCCGGGCAGCAGCGCUACGUGAGCACGGAGAACUGGAAGGACGGGGCAUCGGGGUCAGGGUCAGGGGAAGCGUUCCCCGCUGCUUCCCCCGGGGACUACGAGAACGUGCUGAUCGGGGAGAUGGGCCCAGUGAGCGGGAAGGAGUUCAGGAGGCAGGUGACUCCCGACGACACCUAUUACCUGGAGAGCGAUGUUCCGGGCUCGGACAUUUACCUGAACGAACAGCCGAUUUACCUGAACUACAGCGGACCCUCAGAGACCCCAGAGGAUGACGUUUACAUCAUCCCCGACAAGUAAAAGCAGCGAAUGCAUGGGUUGGAGGAUCGCGGCGACCUUAAAGGGAAGACCCUCACCGAUACCAUCACCAACCUACUCCGGGCAACGGACUGUGACGGAGGUGACACCGUUGCUCGUGUCCACGAGAAAAAGAGUUCCAGAAUUUCAAAUGUCAAUUAAUAAUGACAAUAAUAAUCCCUGCAUUUGACACAGCGCCUCAAAACGUCUUCGAGACAUCUCCAAGAGCUUCACGGAAUACACUGUAAAGUGUAGUGACUGUGUACUUUGUUGGUAAGAUUGUGUUAGCGUCAGCAACUUGACUCAGAUUGUCAGAAGCCAUGAAAUUAAUUCUCUUCAGAAUUCUUAAAUGCCGCCUUCAUUCGGAACACCUUUUCUUUGCAAGAACUGCAGCAACUUCAACAACACGGCGCUCCUUUCACCCCCACCCACCUGAGCUCUCCCCACCCCUCAGUCGGCCGAGACUGUGAGCUCAAAGUUCCCAAUUUAUUUUAGGUCUCAAAGCCACAUCCUUUGAGGGCUUAAGCUGACACCUUAACCACUAGAGGAUGGUUUAUGUGUGCAACUGGUUGGCCAGGCAGGUGGUUAGGUUAGGGUGAUGGGGGGAGAGGUUAACAGAGCUUUCAAGAGGGAACUAGGCCAAGGUCUCUUGUGAAGAGAAUUGAGGGACAUUAAUAAAUAAUAAUAAUACUUAUCCUUGCAUUUGGUACAGUGCCUUUCACAUCGAGAGGACAUCUCAAAGCGCUUCACAGCAUUAAGUAUAAAGUGUAGUGACCGUGUGUUUUUGUAGGUGAACGUAUAUGUAAGAUACAGCGAGAAAAACAACAACAACUGGCAUUCAUUUAGCGCCCCUCGUGCAGGCUCGCGCCUCAGAGCGUGCCUCAGACACUUUCUGUGAAAUAAUAAUAAUAAUGAUAUUGUAUAAGAAUAAUGCUUGCAUUUGAUUCAGUGCCGUUGCCAUGUCGUUGAGACGUCUCAACGCGCUUCACAGAAUAUAUUGUAAAGUAAAGUGUAGUGACUGUGUAUUUUGUGGGCGUGAAGUGCUUCGGAUUUGUGUUUUUUUCCCCUGUAUUCUUUUUCAACAAAAAGUUACGCUUUGUAUUAAAGUCAAAUUUCGGUUACAGUUACUUCGUUGUAAAAGGGUUUUGCAAAUAGCA